This is a messenger RNA of Physcomitrium patens, 3943 nucleotides long. RefSeq names its product SNF1-related protein kinase catalytic subunit alpha KIN11. NCBI's taxonomy places the organism in Eukaryota, Viridiplantae, Streptophyta, Bryopsida, Funariales, Funariaceae. Gene Ontology annotation, molecular function: ATP binding; protein serine/threonine kinase activity. Gene Ontology annotation, biological process: protein phosphorylation; intracellular signal transduction. Gene Ontology annotation, cellular component: cytoplasm. The record is from RefSeq and is a predicted model, not a curated record.
AAGCAUGUGUAAAGGCCCGCUACAGUACAUCCUCUGAUAUUCCCUGUCACCAAUUUCCCCCGCCACCAACUGCGUUCCUUCUCCGUCGAAAAAGAUAUUUGUGCGGAAUAAGAGUUCCUGGAAGUCGCCACAAUCGAAGCCGGGAACAUACGUCUAUUUCACAGAAGUUCUCCUUUAAAGCUGACAAGCAAACGCUGGAGUUUUUUCUGGUUUUAGUGUUUUGGUCUGGAUUUCUGUGGUGUUGGUUGAACUCUUGCUAAUAUGAGUUCGGGUCGUUGCUCGUACAUGUUUCAUGUGCGUGACAUGACUAGGUGACCUGCGCUGGUGAUCCUGACUCACCGGUGUUCCAAAUGGCCAGGUACUGAGUUCCUCGAGCUAAUUUGGUUUUGAUGUGUGAAAGACACGCUGCACGCCGAAAAAACGAGAGAAUAACUUUUCAGAAUCUAGAGUUCAGAGUUCAAUGGCAUUGAGGAACCGCUGUGAGUGCACGUGGAACCUUGCCUUUAGUUUAGUUCUUCGUAGAUUAUCUUCGCCACACCUGAACUUCUGCGAGAAAAGCCAAACUGAGAUUUGACACAGUGUGUGGGGAUUUCCCAGCCUUGUCUCGUGCGAAAGCUGGGGCAUUGCGGCUUAAGUGACCUGUUGACACGAGCGAAGGCCUACGAAAUUCUUUAUCGCAAGUCUUCUAUAAUUUCGGUGUAUCUAGCAGAAAUCGUAGUGUGACGCAUGGGUAUAGUCUUUUUGUAGAACAAUGAUGGACACCUUCACUUGCCUGCAUUACUAGUCACAGUCGCGUUUUUAUUUAUUUAUUUAUUUUUUUGGUUUUGGAUUUUCUUCGGAAAUAUAUAUAUAUAUUUGAAUUGAAUUUUACUGCGAUUUGUAAGUGGAGUCCACACACGUUAGAGUGGAGGUGGCCAACCAAAAACCUGCAUAUUUUGUACUUAUAAAGGAGUGAAGUCCCGGCUAAGGUGGCGUUUAUCAGGUUUAGGCUAUGUAGCAUAACAAUAUUGAAUUUUGUUUUAGUGAGGGAGCUUGCAGUCUGUUCUUUAAUUGCAAGCGAACCAUUGUAUGGGCUGGCAUGUUGUAAGUUUAGAUUUUUCACCAGGUUCGUGCUAUGGUUGAUCUCAGUUGGUACAAUUUGUGUAAUGAGUAGUCCACAAGUCGGCUGAGAUUUUGCUGAGGGUGAAGAUUCGCUGUAAGAUGUGUUGCAUUGCAUAAUGAAAUCCUUGUACAUAAUGAUGCAGUAUCAUUACGCUCUCCCAACUUCUUAGAGUUCUCGAGAAUUUUGAAUAUAUUCUAUUUUAUUACAUGUACGAUGAGGCUUGCGUGUUUUACUGAGACGAUUAAGUGUUGUAGAUUUUUGCGUGAAGCCCUGAUGAGGAUAGUGGACGUCGAUUAGUCGUUGGAUGCAGCUAAUUCACUUUCGAGGGUAACCUUUGGGCGUUAUAGAUUUGCUUCGGGCUGUCAAUCCUCGACGAUCAUAUGGUUGCUGCAGCUUUUCUUCCAUCAUGGUGCAUUUUCGAUAAUUUUCGUAAGGAACAGGAACUGGAGUUUGGGUUGGUUGAUGUGCAUCGCCAACACGAUCCUGAGUAGCUGUAGAGGAAUUGGGUCCGUAUGGAAGUUUGUGGUGGAUGUCAUAAUUUGACAUGGCAGCUGCACCGUCUACAUGCAAAUAAAUUCAUUUGAAAGGAAUGGCGUUUGUACUUGGUGGUCAAUCAACGAAAGAGCUUCUGUAUCUUCAGGCUUGGACUCUACCUUAAUGGACUAGCAGAGGCGCUACAGUUGUCCACCUGUUUCUUUGUGAACCCGAAUCUAGUCUAUCGAAUGAAUUCAGAUACAGUGAUGGCUUCUUUGGCACAUUUCUCCUCGAUCGCCUUGUCAGAAAUGUUUGUCUCGACUUCAUACAUGUCGUUGGAACGUUGGUAAUUGGCUACAAAUUUUUUUGUGGCCUUGGUGUCAAACUUUCCUCCUUUUCAAAGCAAAGGGAACCCUAAUGCUCGUCAGAAUUCAUGGAAGGGAGCAAGCAAGCAGGAACAAUGACUGCAGGGGAAAGUAGCAGAAGUGAGCAUAUUCUGAUACCGCAGAGCAAUGCAGCUCUGUGCGAAGAAUUCAAUUACCGGUUAGGGAAAACCUUGGGGAUUGGGGCUUUCAGCAAAGUCAAGUCUGCAAUUCAUAUUCUUACUGGCCAGAAAGUUGCCAUCAAAAUUAUCAACAAAGAGAAGAUGAAGGAUAUGGAAGACAAAGUUAGGCGAGAGCUGAAGAUUAUGCAGAUUGUCACGCAUCCACAUGUAGUACGUUUGUACGAAAUUAUUGAAACCUUUUCAGACAUAUAUGUGGUUAUGGAAUACGUUGAAUCCGGAGACCUGUUCGAUUUCAUUGUGCUUCAUGGCCGUUUGCAUGAAGAUGAUGCUCGUCAUUUUUUUCAGCAGUUAAUAGCAGGUGUGGAGUAUUGUCAUAGGAACAGGGUUGUACAUAGGGACUUGAAACCUGAAAACUUGCUGCUGCAUGCGAAGAGGCGGAGUGUUAAGAUUGCAGAUUUUGGACUAAGUAAUGUUAUGAACGAUGGACAUUUCCUCAAAACAAGUUGUGGAAGCCCCAAUUAUGCUGCUCCAGAAGUAAUACAGCGAAAGUAUUACGCAGGUCCUGAAGUUGACGUUUGGAGUUGCGGUGUGAUAUUAUAUGCUAUGCUGUGUGGAAUCCUGCCGUUCGAUGAUGAGAAUAUUUCCAGUUUAUAUCAGAAAAUCACGGAUGGUAUUUAUACUCUACCAAGUCACUUAACCUUCCAAGCUAGGGAUCUGAUCACUAAGAUCUUGAAGACAGACCCUCUCACUCGAAUCACCAUACCCGAAAUACGGUGUCAUCCCUGGUUUCAGCUGCAUCUUCCUCGCUAUCUUGCUUUGGAGACUCCUCAAUAUAUUAAAAGUUUGAAAGUUAUUGAUGAAGAUGUUUUAAAUUUAGUUGAGAAAAUCGGCUUCGACAAGGGUUGGCUGAUAGAUUGUCUUCAGAGGCGAGAGCAUAAUAAGGUGGCUUCAAUACCUAUUGUUGAUUGUUGGCUCUUGUGGUGUCUGUUCAAGAUUUGCUGUGAUUUCGUGAAAAUACUUGCUGGAGCAUUUAUCCCGGCCAGAUGAUAUAUCUGUGGGGUAUGGCGUGGUGACUUGGGGCAGGCAACGGUGACUUACUACCUAUUGCUAGACAGUCACCUAUCUCACAACCCAGAGCAUUACCUUGAAGGUAAUCUUACUCUGAAGAACUGGUGAGCUACAGAUUCUGAGUAGCAAUGGGGCAAGGAGACACGCUUUAUGUUUGAUGAAGAAAUCAAGUGCUCUUGUAUUCAUGGCGUCAUUUAAUGCGCAAUUGUUUCUGGAGGUUGAUCUGUGGGUAUACUUGGUGAAAUUUGUCAUCUGAAGGUACCAUGGAACUUUUGUAAUGGAGUUAUUCUACCUCAACUGUAUAAAUUUAGAUUUGUGGUACAUGAUGGUUGGGAGUCUAGCACCUAGAGCCCCUAAAGAAUAGUUCUAUAUGGGUACUGCCCUACUGAAAUUUUCGCUAUACAAAUGAGGUUCAUUCAAUAGUGGGGUAUCAAUGUGAUUAACUCUUGCACUUAGGGGAUCAAAUUGUAAGAUUCUAUAAUUUUAUGUGGAGGGCCCCGAAUGGGUCAGUGGUAUGUGGAGACCCCCGAACGUUGCGUAUGUGUUAAAAUUCAUUCCACUUCUUCAUAAUAUUUUGUAGAAUAGCCAGGCCUCAUUUCUGAAGGGUAUUUAGUUCUUUUUAAUAUUUCUGUGAGGUUACUAUUACUUCAGUCUCCUUUAUUGACGAAUUUUAGCUCAUAAUCUGAAAGUACAAAGUAGACUUCCAGAAUUGCCUUAGUGGUUACACCUAGGCUUUAAUUGCUUAAAAUAAAAUUUGUUCCGCAAUCAAGGAUUUUUAAUCCUUUUCUUAUCAA